UUGGCCUUUGCAAAAUUUCAAAUGGAAAAUCCGUUACUGAAAAUACACCGCGUGGGUUAUUAAUAGAUUAAAUGUUCGUAAAAUGGCGUUUAAUGAUUCGUGAAAGGUCACGGAGAGUACCGAGGUUUAGAUUAUCCAAUACAAAAAGGAUAUACCAUCCCGUAUUUUAUCGGAUUUUACCGAAGAGCCGUUGUACUUUCCAAAAUCGUCAUAGGAGUUUCCACAGAUUAGUUUUAUGUCCUGAUAUGAAAUGUUUGUGUAUAUGCUGGAAAGGAUAUAGAAAAUUUGUUAGGGAUCUCCAGGAUUUUGUGCACUACGUAUUUAUAUUAGAUCGAAGGUCACGAGGUGAAAGUUAAAUUCUAAACUUUGGAUUGAUAGGAUAAAGAGUCAUAAAGAUUUGAAAUAAACCAUACUACCUCAAAAUGGCGACGUCCACUACGGAACAAGAUGAGAAAUAUGACGUGUUUCUCGUGCAUAGCAGCGAAGACAAUGGGACUGCAGAUACCAUUAAUACUGCUCUUAAUGAAAUGGGUUUAAAGACUUUUGCCCAUUACAAAGAAGGGGUCGAAUUUCCAGCAGGGCGUCCUGUUUUUGACAAUAUUCUACAUGCCGUAAAACAGUCGAAAAUAGUUCUGGUUUUAUUGACACAAAAUGCCAUUAAAUCACAAUGGGUCACAUUUGAAAUCUUGAUGGGGCUUGAGAAAUCGCAUCGUGAAGAUGAAAUGUGCGUUCGUCUAGUUUUCGAAGGAAUUUCAGAAAAAGAACGCGAAGAAUUCAAGAAGGGGUCGUUGGAUGCGAUACCGGAUGUUGUGUUGGAUUUUAAUAAAGAAUCAUGGAAACAAACUUUAGUAGAUAAAAUCAAUGAGCGUGUGAAAAUGCAGGAAUUGUUGCCGGCAGGGAAUGUUGCACAUGGUCUUGUGUUUAACUAUUUUAUUGGUUACUUGACUCAUGUACUUCCGGUAAUGGCAGAUGCAAUUGAAAAAUACAAAAUAAAACACAUUCAACAAGGGAAAUUCUCACAAAAGUUUUUCCUCUUUUUACCUGAAUCUUGUGAAAUUAAGCCAUUAGAGGGUCGAUAUGGGGAGUUUACCAUAGAAAAGAUGGGGACACCGUUAGAGGUUAUCAAAACCCAUGGCGACAAACAACGCAAAUAUUACCCUCUUGUAUACAGAAUAUUAAAGGACGGUUCCGAUGAGUCAUUCUACUUCACAGGGGAUAUACCAUUCAUAGUGGCUACAAUGUCAAAGAUGAACAACAUGGGUUUUGUUGAAAUUGAUCUGAACUCACAAAUGGUUCGCUUUAAGAUGACGUUGAUGGAACUUGUCCAGCACAGGGAAAACUUGGAAUGCAAAGAUACUGCCAAAUUUAUUUCUUAUAAAGACGUGGAUGAAUCACUAGCAGAUAUGAUAUGGAAAAAUAUAAUGGAAGAAUUAACCACGAAAGUGCCUAAAGGAGAAACAGCAGAAAGCAAAACCGUUACGAGAAAGAAAGCCGAAUAUAAGGCGGGAGAAAAUGAAAUUACAGCAACAAUUACUCAUAUGGGUGAAGGAAAAGAUCGCGCGACAGCUGAAGAAAUAGUAACAUUUCUAGGUGAUGAAGAGAGGAACGUCAAAUUCCACAACGGGGAAGGCAAAAUGAACUUUGAAGUGCUUGCAAACGCUCGUUGGAAUAUUUUUGUGUUAUCGGAAGAUGCUUUGGAAGACGAUACCAUGGUAGCGCAGUAUUUAGCAGCGCUUGAAUAUUCCAUUUGUGAUAACGAAGUACAGGUUAUUCCAGUACUGGCUAGCGGCACAGAUAUUAAAAAGAUACCGGACCUUAUGAAAUGGACAACACUUUUGAAGGAAGACGAACCAGAAUACUUGAAUAAAUUGUGGAAAUUCAUGAACGAGAAAAGGACUAUGAUGGAGUUAAUACCAUCAGGAAAAAUAUAUGAGGGAUUAGCGUAUGCUUAUCUCAUAAACUAUUUGCCAUAUAACCUGACACGUAAGACACCAGAGGGCAGAGAUUUUACACAACGCUUCAUUGAUGCAAAGGAAAAAUAUAAGAUAAAAGAGCCUUGUGUAAACAAGGUUUAUGUUAUCGUUCCAAAGUCUUGUUCCUUUCCUGACGCAGGAAGUUCCAUAAAAAAUGAGGAACAUAUUGGUCCUUUGGAACCCAUUGUUGAUGGUUUCAGACAAUAUUGUUUACAAUUGUAUAGACUGACCAUGUCAAAUGGAGAAAAAGUGUGUUAUGCCAGGGAGUAUGCCACACCUGCCAUUGCUCUUCACGAUAUGGCUCAGAAGCCAUUUGCUGGUGUGAGUAAAGAAGCAAUGAAUGAACAAGCCAAGAAGUUUGCAGAAUUUUCAGAAGAAAUUAUGAAGAACAAGAUAUUUAAUGAUAAGAUAGGAGAUGUGCGGGACAAAUGUGAAAUGGUUUAUUUCGAUGAUGAAUCAACCGGAAUGGACGGUGUAAUAGAUGUCCUUGAAGAAAGAUUAAAGAAAUGUUUGGACACUGGUAGCUAUGUCUGAAAACAUAAUGCUAGUGAAUUUUAAGUAGAGUAUUAAUAUAAAUAAUAAUUUUGAGAUGUGUUUUAAAGGAACAAGAGUUAUUUCGGUGGAUGUAUUUGAUAUGAUAUACAUGUGUAUUGUGUUUAUCCACGAAACUAAUACUGGUACUAAAGAGGGGCUUAUUUUCUAUAACUUAAAACAUUAGAAUGAAAUACGUGUAAAUUAUGAUAGAAAAAUGUAUGUUUUGAUGCUAUGUCCGGAAAGAGAAAUGACUGUUUGAACUAUAAUUAUAGAGGGAACAGUGGAUCAAGCUUUUUUUUAUUUUUAUGUACACGCGAUGAAAGUAUUGUGUUGUGAAAUUGUGUAGUUGUUUUAUGAAAUAUAAAAAUGUGUACUAACAUUUCACUUACUUUGUUUAGAUAAACGAUAUACAUUCCUACGAACAUGUUUGUUUAAAAGUUGUUCUUAGUUUAAAAAUUGAUUUGUUUAGAUCAUUUUGCUAAAUGUUGUAAACAAACUUGCAAUAAUGUCCAACUGAAUGAGACCAAUGCAUCAUCAACUGUUCUCGGAGGUCACUGGUAUAUUAAGAUGUCAAAAGCAAAUAAUGAAUUAAAUUAUACUCGUCUAGGCAGCAAAUGCGUCAUGGAUAUUGAGAUUCCUAAGAAAUAUUGCCCCAAUGUCAAGCUAGAAUAUCCCGUAUGUUGCGUACUAAAACCAAAACUGUAGGUCAAAUCUCAACAUGUCCUUUGAGAUGGAAAGUAACAAAGUAGACAUUAGUGAAAUCGUGCUUGUCCGGGUUGUAAGUUGUCCACAGAUUUGUGGAUUCAUGAAACAUUUGAGACAAAUGUUUAUCUCGAUGUGGUUCGAUGACACACUUAAGAAUCAGAAUCAAGGUCAAGGUCGAAGUUUGGGAUCAAAGGUUAAAAACGAGUAGAAUUCUGAUUGUCCUUACACGUCAUAAAUUGUUAUCAGAUUCUCAAUUAACAUGGUACAUUUGUCGAGCACAAGGAGACCGUGUGUGUCGAACAAAAACCAAAAUCGAAAGUCAAAGUUCAAGGUCAUAUUUAGGGAAUCAUUAGUAAUGGUUGUCCGAUUGGUAACUGUGUCAUGGAUUGAUGAAUUCGCAAAAUAAUAUGAAGUAGGUGAAUCUUUAUGAAACGAUAUGCACAAUAAAUAUGAACUAGCUCGAAGGUAAAGGUCAUACUUCAGGGUUAAAGAGGAAUUGGUUUGUCUGGGCUUUAGUUUGCAAUUGAUUUUUGGAUUCUCAACAACAACAAAAAAAACAACAACAUCAAAAA
Molecule: messenger RNA, 3784 nt
Organism: Ruditapes philippinarum (Manila clam)
Lineage: Eukaryota; Metazoa; Mollusca; Bivalvia; Venerida; Veneridae
Exons: 13
Coding region: 423-2507 (694 amino acids)
Biological process (GO): positive regulation of macroautophagy; autophagosome assembly; activation of innate immune response
Cellular component (GO): endoplasmic reticulum membrane; autophagosome
Molecular function (GO): cyclic-di-GMP binding; 2',3'-cyclic GMP-AMP binding
Source: RefSeq, a predicted model, not a curated record